GCUAAAUGACGCAAAUGCCCCAAUCUAAUUUUAAAUUAUUUUAUAUUUUUUUAAUUACAACAAAAUCAAAACUAAAAUAAACCCUAUCUCUUCCUCAUCCCCUACCGAAGAGCCCCAGCGGCAGCACUCGAAUCUUGGGGAAAAGCUGCUGCAAGCCUGCAACUUGCCACGGAACACCCAUUUUAUUGUUCACCAUGAGAAUCGAUUCAAUUCAAAUUCCAAUUUUGGCUGGCAUUGUUCGUAUUAAACCCUUACCGCUAGUGACUAUGAAUUUCUCCUCAAGUAGUCCUCGGCUUCCAUGAAAUCCUCCCACUCGGGCUGAAACUCGUGGCCAGGAGCUUCCAUCGCGGGGUGGGUAUCGUUGGCGGCGUCAGGAAUGAGAAUGGGUGAUAUAGUGAUGCUCCCACCGGCGAUCUUCGAGGCGACGCUCAAUCUGGGUCACGACGGGGUCAACGGGGAUUGAGUCGUGGUGGUUCGGAUUAUUGAAAUUGGACCGGAGCUUGAGUCGACGGUGGGUAGAAGGCUUCUCCGGAGAAUGAGAGAGCAAGUAGGUUGUAUUAUUAAGUUAUACCUACUCUUGUCGCCGGUGAGGAAGAGUCGGGUGCUGCCACUGAGGGUGCGCCGGUGGGGGUCUUCGGCGGUGAAUGAGGUAGACGAUAGGGUGUGUUUUAGUUUUCAUUUGAUUGUGAUAAAAAAAUUAUUAUAAAAUUAGUUUGGGGGUAUUUGCGUCAUUUAGCACCUCAUUUAACGGUUCUUUAACAUAAAAUUAGACGGAAGGUUACAUUCGUUACGUUUUCAUAUUAGAAGGAUAUGUUUGUGCAAAAAUUUAGUAAAAGGAUAUAUUUGUUAAGUUGUUAGAGUAGAGAGGUAUAAAAUGCUAUUAACCCAAUAUCUAAAUAUACGAUUUACCUCUUUUUGUAAUGAGUUGAAUUAAAAUUCAUUUUUUUCCAUCUCGCCCCAUCUCUUAUUCUCCAUCAGUCAAACCCACUAGAAAGUAGAACCCAUAUUGUAGAUAGUACACAACUAACUAAAGUGUCUAAAAGUUACAUAUAGCCUUUGAAAAAGAUUGAAAAGAUUGAAAAGGCUCUUCUCUAUUGGAGCAUUAUGAUAAAAGUUCUUGAACCAUCCAACCAAUAAUGGAAGGGGAAAAAAUGUCAGGUACCAAAGGGGAAACCCACUUUAGCACAUUGGAGGGUGAUAAUGUGACUGAUACUGGAAGGUUUGAGGAAUCAGAUUCGAAAAGUUCAAAAAGUUGCCUUAUCAUUUAUCAAUCACUUAAAAUGCUAUUAAUCUAAUCCCAAAAUUCCCCUUUCAUCCAUUUUCGUCCACUUUUUAUAACCAUCUUUCUUUUGCACCUACCAAUCAAAGUUCCGUAUCCCAAAAUUAACUAAUCAUUAUUGAUUCUGGUUCUUGUCUCUUAAGAACAUAGUAGAGUCUCAGGUGGUAAAAACGUAUUGUUGUUACAUCGACGAAAUUAUUUGUCUAAAUUGAUCACUGUUAUGAAUUUUUCAAGUAUGUAUGUAAUCAGAUAAUCUCAAAUGUAUAUGCUAGAUUUGCGGUAAAAAUCCCAAGUUACACAUGUUUUAAAAAAAAUUCUCAAAAUACACACGUUAUGAAAAUAAUUCCCAAUCUACGCAUGUUUGGGUAUUCACCACGGCAGAGGAGGGCGGUGAUUUCAUCACUGCGUAAGAGGAGGACGGUGAUUGCAUCACCGCUGUGGAGGAAGGCGGCACAAAGUUACUUUUUGUUUAAAGUUUUGACGCAGGUCAGACCUUCACCGCCUUUCUCUAGAGCGGUGAUGCAAUCACCGCCUUUCUUUCAUGCGGUGAUGCAAUCACCGCCCUCCUUUGCCGCGGUGAAGGCCCAAACAUCGUAGAUUAGGAAUUAUUUUCAUAACGUGUGUAUUUUGAGUAUUUUUUAAAAAACUUGUGUAACUUGGGAUUUUUGUCUAUACUAAAUGCUCCGUCCGAGUACUAAAAAAAAAAUGAAGAACAUUAAACUUA
Linum trigynum is the source of this 2003-nucleotide messenger RNA. The record is from the annotation of a GenBank genome assembly. Lineage: Eukaryota; Viridiplantae; Streptophyta; Magnoliopsida; Malpighiales; Linaceae.